AUGAAAACAUUAGAAGAAAGGAGACGAUCGGGAACAAUUGACAAUUUCAAUUCAAAGGAACAAGACGAUAAAGUCUCUCUUUCUCUUCCUGUGGAUCUGAUAAUAGAGAUUCUUAUCAAACUGCCUUCGAGAUCGGUUUCGAGACUCAUCUGCGUUUCUAAACUCUGGUCAUCUAUAAUCCAAGGGAAGCUUUUCAACGACUUGUACCUCACUCCAUCUUUGACAAGGCCGCUACUUCUUUUCCAAUUUUACUGUGGUGACACGAAUCUCUAUCAGUACUCUUCCUCUCAGGAGAAUGAUCCAUCUUCUGGUCAUAAUAUUAAUCUGAAGCCGAUUCCAGGGUGUCCAAUAUCCCCACCCGUCCGUGGCUUGAUCUGCUCUAGAGAUGUUGAUGCUAACGUGUUGAAUGUUUGCAAUCCUACCACGGGUAAGUUCCUAACUCUACCUAGAGUUGACAGUGUGGAGGCAACCUCUCUUGGAUAUGAUCCGAUUAAUGAUCUAUACAAAGUCUUUUCCAUGAAAAGAGUUACUGACAAACAUGGACACUUUGUUAGAUCUGAGCAUCAUGUUUUUUACUCUAGGAGCUCGAAAAACAUAGAAUGA
Molecule: messenger RNA, 603 nt
Organism: Microthlaspi erraticum
Lineage: Eukaryota; Viridiplantae; Streptophyta; Magnoliopsida; Brassicales; Brassicaceae
Source: the annotation of a GenBank genome assembly